Emys orbicularis (European pond turtle) is the source of this 2691-nucleotide messenger RNA. It is a transcript of the gene ACTN3, whose product is annotated as actinin alpha 3. The coding region runs from base 1 to 2691 and encodes 896 amino acids. The transcript has 21 exons. Gene Ontology annotation, cellular component: cell projection; plasma membrane; cell junction. Gene Ontology annotation, biological process: actin cytoskeleton organization; muscle cell development. Lineage: Eukaryota; Metazoa; Chordata; Testudines; Emydidae. The record is from RefSeq and is a predicted model, not a curated record. Gene Ontology annotation, molecular function: calcium ion binding; actin filament binding.
AUGACCACGCAAGUAGAGAGCCAUAUCCAGUACAACCACUCGUACAUGAUGACCGAAGAGUACAUGCAGCAGGAGGAGGACUGGGACCGGGACCUGUUGCUGGACCCCGCCUGGGAGAAGCAGCAGAGGAAGACAUUCACGGCCUGGUGCAACUCCCACCUGCGCAAGGCAGGCACCCAGAUCGAGAACAUUGAGGAGGAUUUCCGCAAUGGGCUGAAACUUAUGCUGCUGCUGGAGGUGAUCUCGGGUGAGCGGUUGCCAAAGCCGGACAAGGGCAAGAUGCGUUUCCACAAGAUCGCCAAUGUCAACAAGGCCCUGGACUUCAUUUCCAGCAAGGGGGUCAAGCUGGUCUCCAUCGGGGCUGAGGAAAUUGUGGACGGGAAUCUGAAGAUGACUCUGGGGAUGAUCUGGACAAUUAUCCUGCGCUUCGCCAUCCAGGACAUCUCAGUGGAAGAGACCUCAGCCAAGGAGGGGCUGCUGCUGUGGUGCCAGAGGAAGACGGCUCCGUACCGGAACGUCAAUGUGCAGAACUUCCACAUCAGCUGGAAGGACGGGUUGGCCCUGUGCGCUCUGAUCCACCGCCACCGGCCUGACCUCAUCGAUUAUGCCAAGCUCAGAAAGGAUGACCCCAUCGGGAACCUCAACACGGCCUUUGAGGUGGCUGAGAAGUACCUCGACAUCCCCAAGAUGCUGGAUGCUGAAGAUAUUGUCAACACACCCAAGCCAGACGAGAAAGCCAUCAUGACCUACGUGUCCUGCUUCUACCAUGCCUUUGCUGGAGCAGAGCAGGCCGAGACGGCUGCAAACAGGAUCUGCAAGGUGCUGGCUGUCAAUCAGGAGAACGAGAAACUGAUGGAGGAGUACGAGAAGCUGGCAAGCGAGCUGCUGGAGUGGAUCCGGCGCACCAUCCCAUGGCUAGAGAACCGCGUGGCAGAGAAGAGCAUGAGCGCCAUGCGGCGCAAGCUGGAGGAUUUCCGGGACUAUCGCCGAGUCCACAAACCACCCCGCGUGCAGGAGAAAUGCCAGCUCGAGAUCAACUUCAACACCCUGCAGACCAAGCUGCGCCUCAGCAACCGGCCUGCCUUCAUGCCCUCCGAGGGCAAGAUGGUGUCGGAUAUCGCCAACGCCUGGAAGGGGCUGGAGCAGGUGGAGAAGGGCUAUGAGGAGUGGCUGCUGACCGAGAUCCGCCGCCUGGAGCGCCUGGAGCACCUGGCUGAGAAGUUCAAGCAGAAGGCGACGCUGCACGAGUCCUGGACCAGAGGGAAGGAGGAAAUGCUUUCGCAGAGGGACUAUGAGUCGGCCUCACUCAUGGAGGUUCGGGCGCUGAUGCGCAAACACGAGGCCUUUGAGAGCGACCUGGCUGCCCACCAGGACCGCGUGGAGCAGAUCGCCGCCAUCGCCCAGGAGCUUAACGAGCUGGACUACCAUGAUGCCGCCUCGGUGAACUCCCGCUGCCAGGCCAUCUGUGACCAAUGGGACACGCUGGGCACCCUGACCCAGAAGAGGAGGGACGCGCUGGAGCGGGUGGAGAAGCUGCUGGAGACCGUCGACCAGCUGUACCUGGAGUUUGCCAAGAGAGCCGCCCCCUUCAACAACUGGAUGGAUGGCGCCACCGAGGACCUGCAGGACAUGUUCAUCGUGCACAGCAUUGAGGAGAUCCAGAGCCUGAUCACGGCCCAUGAGCAGUUCAAGGCCACGCUGCCCGAGGCCGACAAGGAGCGCAUGGCCAUCCUAGGCAUCCAGAACGAGAUCCAGAAGAUCGCCCAGACUUACGGCAUCAAGCUGAGCGGGGUGAACCCCUACACCAACCUCUCGCACCUCGACAUCGCCAGCAAGUGGGACACGGUGAAGCAGCUGGUGCCACACCGAGACCAGACGCUGCAGGAGGAGCUGGCGCGGCAACAGGCCAAUGAGCGGCUGCGGCGCCAAUUCGCUGCCCAGGCCAAUGUCUUGGGGCCCUGGAUCCAGACCAAGAUGGAGGAGAUUGGGCACAUCUCAGUGGACAUCAGUGGCUCCCUCGAGGACCAGAUGAACCAUCUCAAGCAGCAGGAGCAGAACAUCAUUAACUACAAGGCCAACAUCGACAAGCUGGAGGGCGACCACCAGCUCAUCCAGGAGGCCCUGGUCUUUGACAACAAGCACACCAGCUACACUAUGGAGCACAUCCGGGUGGGCUGGGAGCAGCUGCUGACGACGAUCGCCCGAACCAUCAACGAGGUGGAGAACCAGAUCCUGACCCGCGAUGCCAAGGGCAUCAGCCAGGAGCAGAUGAACGAGUUCCGGGCGUCCUUCAACCACUUUGACCGGAAGAGGAACGGGAUGAUGGACCCUGAUGACUUCCGUGCCUGCCUCAUCUCCAUGGGCUAUGACCUGGGUGAGGUGGAGUUUGCCCGGAUCAUGAUGCUGGUGGAUCCCAACAGCACGGGCGUGGUGACGUUCCAGGCUUUCAUCGACUUCAUGACCCGCGAGACGGCCGAGACCGACACGGCUGAGCAGGUCGUGGCCUCCUUCAAGAUCCUGGCAUCAGACAAGAACUACAUCACCGUGGAGGAGCUGCGGCGGGAGCUGCCCCCGGAGCAGGCCGAGUAUUGCAUCAGCCGCAUGACAAAGUACAGCGGGGCUGACACAGUGUCAGGCGCAUUGGACUAUGUCUCCUUCUCCAGCGCCCUGUACGGGGAGAGCGACCUGUAA